AUGUCUUGCUGCGGAGGCGCGGAGGAGGACAGCUACGGCCCGCCGGCCAACCAGGCGGCUCCGCCACCCAAUGUCAACGCUACCGGUACGCCCAGCCUGCGCAACAGAGGCGGGCCGAGGGGACCGGGGGCGCCGAGAACCGGUGGCCCGGCCAAGCCCGUCAACAUCGACGUGCCCGCGAUCCCGUUCGACGAGCUCAAGAGGAUCACCAACAACUUCAGCGACCGCGCCCUCAUCGGCGAGGGCUCCUACGGCCGCGUGUACAACGCCACGCUCAGCGACGGACGCGCCGCCGUCAUCAAGAAGCUGGACCCCAGCGCCUCGCAGGACUCCGACGCCGACUUCGCCGCGCAGAUAGCGAUGGUCUCCAAGCUGAAGAACGAGUAUUUCCUCGAGCUCGUGGGCUACUGCUUGGAGGAUGGCAACCGCAUGCUGGCCUACCAGUUUGCAACAAUGGGUUCGUUGCAUAACAUACUACAUGGGAAGAAAGGGGUGCAGGGUGCCGAACCGGGGCCGGUCCUGAACUGGCUUCAGCGUGUGAAGAUCGCUUACGGAGCGGCGAGAGGGCUAGAGUACCUUCACGAGAAAGUCCAGCCGUCGAUUGUUCAUCGAGAUAUUCGGUCCAGCAACGUUCUUAUAUUCGACGAUUUCAACUCCAAGAUUGCUGAUUUCAAUCUGACAAACCAGGGGACCGACACCGCUGCGCGGUUGCACUCGACUCGUGUGCUGGGAACUUUUGGAUACCAUGCUCCAGAAUACGCUAUGACAGGCCAAAUCAAUCAGAAGAGUGAUGUCUACAGCUUUGGAGUGAUUCUUCUCGAGCUACUGACCGGAAGGAAACCGGUCGAUCACACCAUGCCGAAAGGGCAACAAAGUCUUGUCACUUGGGCCACUCCAAGGUUGAGCGAAGAUAAAGUAAAGCAGUGUGUUGAUCCAAAGCUCAACAGUGACUAUCCUCCAAAGGCUGUUGCAAAGCUAGCAGCAGUCGCAGCGUUGUGCGUUCAGUAUGAGGCUGACUUCCGACCGAACAUGACGAUCGUCGUGAAGGCGAUACAGCCUCUUUUAAAUUCGAAACCACCCGGGCCAGUAGAGCCGCAAUCCUGAUCGAUCACAAGAGAGUUUUAGUCUGCGCCCCGCUGAUUCCUGAACUCUGUUUCUGAUCACAAAUGUGUGUUUAAGGAACCACGCACCAUUGUUCCAUCAAUCCAGCGCGUAUGCUUUUGUAAAAAACACUGAUUUGCUGGUACUGCAGGAUACAUAUAGGGCCAUUUCGCUAAAUGUUAAUCUGGUAUGCUGAACUCAUGUGUUUUUUGUGUCUUGUGACAAUGUGUGGAUCUGUAUGUUGUUUCCAGUUAGACAAAUUGGAAAGAAAUCCCUGCGCAUCUUUCUCUCUCUCUCUCUCUCUUAACACUGAAGAUUGAAGAAAAGCUUACUAACUGGUGUGGCGAAUAAUGUGCGCCAUUGUUUGUCAUGCU
Messenger RNA from Phragmites australis (common reed), 1475 nucleotides. RefSeq names its product probable protein kinase At2g41970. The record is from RefSeq and is a predicted model, not a curated record. Gene Ontology annotation, biological process: protein phosphorylation. Lineage: Eukaryota; Viridiplantae; Streptophyta; Magnoliopsida; Poales; Poaceae. Gene Ontology annotation, molecular function: ATP binding; protein tyrosine kinase activity. The transcript has 7 exons. Bases 1 to 1104 code for a protein of 367 amino acids.